Messenger RNA from Pocillopora damicornis (cauliflower coral), 3115 nucleotides. Its product is annotated as cationic amino acid transporter 2-like. NCBI's taxonomy places the organism in Eukaryota, Metazoa, Cnidaria, Anthozoa, Scleractinia, Pocilloporidae. The record is from RefSeq and is a predicted model, not a curated record. Gene Ontology annotation, biological process: amino acid transport; transmembrane transport. Gene Ontology annotation, molecular function: amino acid transmembrane transporter activity. Gene Ontology annotation, cellular component: plasma membrane.
AGAAGAAAAUUGAAAUGAUCGACGAAUGAUGUGUAAAAUCAAUCGAAACUUGUACGCAAAUUGUCCACACUUGCAUCCUUGAUCAUUGACUCCGCUGCGGGCACAUGAAUUGGAAGCAAUCGUAGAUGUCAAUAUUCUGUUUCACAUUUCAAUGUUGCUUCCGAAAGCAAGAAAUUGAUCUCGUUGAUUUUGACAUUACCCAUGCGGUAGAUUUCUUUAUUUACACGUGCCACAUUCAUACUACCAUGUUUAACUUCAAAGACCAACAAUCCGUAUUAUCUACCUGUAACAACCUGCUCACACCAUUCAACCGAUUGUGGCUCGUUUAUCAAAAUAUAGUUUCUCCCAAAAUCUUCAGAACAGGACAGGCAUUCACAGACAAAAGUUUAGUAGUCACCUUCUGGGGGAUGUUAUAUUAAAAAGCUGUUUUCUCACAACCGGUGGAGAGCUUAAAGAGUUGGGAGAAUAUAAAGACUGAGAAUGGACGAGUCUACCUGACGCAUUUGUAAUCCCAAAGGCAUUUGUUGGUCGUCAUAGUUGUGAGCACUGAAAAAUCGUGUACAGGUUACAAGAUCCAUCGAAUUUGAUAUGCUUUUUUAAUAAGGAAAUCCUUAAAUGUCAAUUGCUUCUUUAAAAAUUAGGGCUGUGCAGAGAACUUGUCUUUCCUGAUCGAACAAUGGGAUGUCUUUGGCAGUUUUCACGACGAAAGUUUAUUUCUCUUGAGAAAUUAGGAGAGACAAAACUCUCUCGAUGUCUCUCACUUCUUGAUCUUACCGCCCUCGGCAUCGGCUGUACUUUGGGAGCUGGUGUGUAUGUAAUCGCCUGUGAAAUUGCUCGAGAUGUAGCCGGCCCGGCGACAGUGAUUUCGUUUCUUAUCGCUGGUAUUGCCUCUGUCUUGUCAGGACUUUGUUACGCUGAAUUUGGUGCUCGCGUGCCAAAGGCUGGAUCAGCUUACAUCUACAGUUAUGUAACUGUUGGCGAGCUUAUAGCGUUUAUAAUUGGUUGGAAUCUUGUGAUGGAAUAUAUGAUCGGAGCUGCCGCUAUCGGUCGAGCUUGGAGUGCGUAUUUCGAUUCUAUGCUACAUGAUAAAGUUCAACUUUGGGUUUUAGAAAAUAUUGGACCAAUACGGAUCGAUGGACUUGGGGGAUACCCGGAUUUUUUGUCAGCAGGAAUCAUUUUUGUCUUGAUGAUUAUUCAGCUGUUUGGUGUAAAGAAAUCCACCGUGUUCGUUUCUGUCGUGACUUGCGUUAACAUAAUCGUGAUCCUCUUUAUAAUCAUCAUGGGUAUAACUUUAGCUAGACCAGAGUAUUGGUCAGAUUUUAUGCCUUACGGUCCCACAGGAGUAUUGGCUGGUUCGGCUACAGCCUUUUUCGCUUUUGUUGGAUUCGACGUUAUUGCGACUGCUGGCGAAGAAGCCGAGAACCCUAGUAAGACCAUACCACUUUCAAUUAUGUUGGCACUAACGGUUUGUUUCUUGGCAUACUUCGGUGUCUCUGCGGCGGUGACAUUAAUCUGGCCUUAUAACAAGUUGGAUUAUGGCGCGGCCUUACCUAAAGCUUUUGAACACCGAGGAGCAGAUUUUGCAAAAUACAUCAUUGCGGCUGGUGCUCUUUGCGGAAUGACAGCUGCUAUAAAUGGAGGGCUUUUCCCUUUACCUCGCUUACUGUAUGCCAUGGCUAACGACGGAUUAAUUUUUAAGUGCUUUGCGUAUGUAAGUAAAAACACCGAGGUCCCUUUUGUAGGUACUAUUUUCUCCGGGAUUCUCGCGGGUAUACUAGGAAUGAUCUUUGAACUGCAGGCCCUUGUAGAGAUGAUGUCUAUAGGUACCCUCCAAGCAUAUACCAUCGUCUCCACAUCGGUUUUGAUUCUCAGAUAUCAACCUGGGACUGUAGGCUUUGUCAAAAGUUCUGAGGAGCCUGAGUCGAGCUCUGAAUUAAAGGAGCCUCAACAACAACCAACAGAACGGUCAGGGAGGAUUUCAAGAUGUAUCAUAUGGUUCCUUUUCUUUUACUUCUUCGGUCUUAGUGCGUUCUUGAUCAAUGGGCUCAUUCCAAUGUAUGAAGGAGAACUAUGGGCCGUUAUUCUGGCCGUGUUGUUGGUCAUAGCUUUUGUAGCUGCAGUCGUAAUGUUGUCUAUGCAGCCGAAAAGUAUAACGCCAUUACCAUUCAAAGUUCCGCUCGUCCCAGGCCUCCCUUUGUCAUCAAUGUUUAUUAAUAUCUAUUUGAUGAUGGAGCUUAAUCCAGCCACGUGGAUGAGAUUCGCUGUUUGGAUGGCCAUAGGUCUGUCCAUUUACAUUUUCUACGGCCUCCGACACAGCGUGGAAGGGAAGCGACAACAUGAACAAGAGGGAUACGUUCCCUUAGAAAGAAUUGACGGCAAAGAUGAUCAAGAUAAGGAUGUCGAAACUUUAGAGUGAAAUAGCUGAAAAUAAUUAUGAUUCAACAAAAUACAGAGAUCAUAUUGGAGUUUGCAGGGCGUUAGGUUUUACAAAAUUGUCAAUUCCGUUCAAUAUUUGAAGAUUUAUUUGAAAAAGAUCUACAAAUGUAAUGAUACGAAACAUUUCUUUGGUAACACUAAAUAUAGUCAUUAUCAUUUGUUUUAACAUUCUCUUGAUGUUGUCAUGGCAACCAUUCAUUGAUAUCUAACUUUUUCCAAGAAAGACCAAGACAAAUCUUCUCUAAAUGUUAUAGAGUAUGAGUGAACAUAUCUUCAUUACGUCUCAUUCUUCAAUGAAAGGCAUAUUCAAUACUCUUCUAUUAGUUGAAAUUUUUUUCCUGUAGUUGGACUUCCCAAUAAACAAGCUUUAUCAUUCCAACUGUGGAAGAAUGUAUAAGGAGCUUUAGUAGAAAAGAACAAAGUCCGGCAGCCAUGUUUUGAAACUGUUUGUAAGAGAGGAAUCGUGACAGGUUUCAGAAACGAAUUGCACGUAAACAUAACCAUAAAACCCAGUUAAUCAUUUCAGUAUGAAAAUUUAUUAGACUAGUAAUUAUAUGAUAUAGUAAGAGUUUGAGAAAUCAGUAUAUUCUUUAGGUCAGUCGGUCGAGCUACAAACGUUAUAGUGAAAUCUGUGGUAAUCCUGGUGGACCAAUAAAAAGAAAUGAUCCAUACAUAAUAA